Apiotrichum porosum is the source of this 1647-nucleotide messenger RNA. RefSeq lists its product as uncharacterized. NCBI's taxonomy places the organism in Eukaryota, Fungi, Basidiomycota, Tremellomycetes, Trichosporonales, Trichosporonaceae. The coding region runs from base 1 to 1647 and encodes 548 amino acids. The transcript is spliced from 3 exons. The record is from RefSeq and is a predicted model, not a curated record.
AUGACCAUCGAAGCUUGGGAGAAGGUUGCGGCCGACAAGGUCGCCGCACGCGAGGCGCUCAUUCCCGCUGAGUGGCGUAUCACUGUUCCCAAGGGGCUCAACGUCAUCGAUGUUCCUCGCACCUGCGGCCUCCUCAGCCCUGCCGAGCUCAAGAUCACCGAGACUCCUGCCGUUGAGCUCAUCGCCCAGAUGACCAAGGGUGCACUCACCAGUGUCGAAGUCACCACUGCAUUUAGCAAGCGCUCGGCCAUUGCCCACCAGCUCACCAACUGUCUCACUGAGAUCUUUUAUACCGAAGCUCUCAAGGCUGCCGCCGAGAUCGAUGCCGAGUUUACCAAGACCGGCAAGUCGGCUGGCGCCCUUCACGGUCUCCCCAUCUCGCUCAAGGAUAAUGUCAACGUUUCUGGCCUUGACUCGACCACUGGCUUCAUCAGCUACGCCAACAAGCCUGCAACGGACGCUGAGGAGGCCGACUUGGUUCACACUAUCAAGAACGCGGGUGGAAUCCUGUUCUGCAAGACAAACGUCCCUACUGGUAUGCUCAUGGCCGAGACCUACAACAACGUCUGGGGCUACACGUCCAACCCUUACAACACCGAGUACGGCUGCGGAGGCUCCUCGGGUGGUGAGGGUUCGCUCCUCGCUCAGCGUGGUUCGCCGCUUGGCGUCGGGACAGACAUUGGCGGCUCCGUCCGCAUGCCUGCGGCGUCCAACGGCAUCUUUGGGCUCAAGCCUGCUGGUGGCCGUCUGUCGUCCCUCGGCCUGCGGGCCGGCUUGCCUGGCCAGGAGGCGAUAAAGUCGGUAUCUGGCCCAAUGAGCCAGGACCUCUCUGCCCUGGAGCUCUACUGCAAGACCAUCCUGGAUGCUGCCCCUUGGGAGCGUGACCCCAACGUCUUCAACAUUCCCUGGCGCGAGAUCACCCUUCCUGAGAAGCUCUGCUUUGGUAUUCUGAUGGACGACGGCAUUGUCAAGCCUACACCCGCUGUCACUCGCGUGCUUUUGGAGACCAAGGCCGCUCUCGAGGCACAGGGCCACACUGUCAUCGAGUGGACGCCUUACGAUGCUCCUGCUGGUAACCAGCUCCUCAUGCGUUUCCUGAUGGGUGACGGCGGCUUCAAAAUGCGCGCUCAGGUUCGCGAGGGGGACAUUCCAGAGCCCUGGCCCCAAGCUCUCGAGCCGUUUGAGCAGCUGUACGCCAUGUUCAAGGACAAGCCGCCCACCGUCGGCGGACUCUGGGACCUCCAGAUCCAGCGCGUCACCUACCUCCGCAAGCUGCUGGAGGGUUGGUACGCGACCAAGGACCUUAGCGGGACCGGUCGCCCCAUGGACGGUGUCAUCUCGCCCGUCACUGCCUUCCCGUCGUGCCCACGCCACACCUUCAAGCAUGCCGGUUAUACUGCGCUCUGGAACCUUGCCGACCAGACCGCAUGCACCUUCCCUGCUGGCUUUGCCAACAAGAAUGAUGUCAAGCCCGACGAGCAAGAGUUCCGCAACGCCGAGGAAAAGGACAUCUGGGAGCAGUACGACGCCGAUCGGGUGGACGGCAUGCCUGUUGGUCUCCAGGUGAUCGUUACCCGCCAUCAAGAGGAGCUGUCGCUCAAGCUUGCAGGUGUGGCUUUUGAGGCUCUCAAGGAAUACCGCAAAUAG